AUGGAUUACCGGGGUGCCACAAGAGCACAGCACAAACGGACGUCACUCUCUGUUUACCUUCUGCAGUACAAGGGACGGGCUAAUCUGCACGUCUUUGAGGACUGGUGCGGCAGUUCUACAGCUGACCUCCGCAAGGACCGGCACUACCCUCUGUAUCCUCAUUCCAGGACUAUGGUGCAGAAGUUGGCCAUCUUUCCUCAGUGGACCGACUACGGAAUCCGGAUAUUUGGUUAUCUGCAUCCAUAUACUGAUGGAGAGUUUCUGUUUGCUUUGAGCUCUGAUGACAACUCUGAGUUUUGGCUCAGCACAGAUGACUAUCCACAGCUGUUGGUAUGGGUUGGGACAACCAGCACAGAAUGGUCAGCCCCGGGCGAGUUUGAGAAGUAUGCCAGUCAGACCUCCAAACCAGUUCGCACUCGCGUCAGAGUGAAGCACCAGACGCAUCGAUCGGACUGGAUCGACCUGCGCUGCAACGUCACAGAGAACCUGCUUCUCCAGUCCAGUGGUGCUCUGACCGUAGUCAAAGCUUUCAUGCGACAGCUGAACAACAAGCACCACGGACAAUUUCCAUUGGUGCGCGUUGUUAACGUGAUGAAGCGCGUGGACGUGGUCCAGGGAGGCCGCUACCUUCUGGAGCUGGAGCUGAAGGACGUGAACGGCCAGCUGCGCCGCAUGUCGCGCUACGUCUACUAUCCGAUUAGCGACGGCAGGCAAAACGACCAGGACGCACGUAUCCAACGACCGGAAACUCAGCCCAAGCUUUGUAACCCAGUGGGCUUCCGGUGGAAUCCCCACGCCACCGUUAAUAACGCUGCCAAUACCGACUCCUUGGGUUCCUCGGUCCUCUUUGCGUGGUGGCUUCUCUUUUACUUUGCUAUUCACAAAAGCCUUCAUCAUCAAGGUACUCGGGUGAUUCAUUUUAUUGUAAAAUCUUUGGGGGUCAUGUACGUGAAGAAGGCUCUGCAGAAAUCCUCACUCGUCAGGUACCAGUAUGUGAGGCUGAGUGGAAACUUUGAGCGUGCGGCUGGUCUCCAAGCAGGUGUUGACCUUAUAAAGGAUGACCACAGCAUUGUGUUUCUUUGUGACCUCCACGUCAACUUCCCUCCCUUCAUCAUCAACACCAUCAGGAAACACUGCAUUGAGGGAUACAUGGCCUUUGCUCCAAUAGUCCUGAGACUGGGAUACGGGGUAAGCCGCUUUUUCCAAGCACUCAAUGUGCUUUGUUUUUGGGAGGUCAAUGGCUUCGGCCUGCUGCGGAUUUAUAAAUCAGAUUUGGAUGCUGUUGGAGGAAUGAACACAGAGGAAUUUAGAGACCGCUGGGGCGGAGAAGACUGAGAGCUCCUCGACAGAAUCGUGAAAGGCGGGUUGGAAGUGGAGAGGUUCUAUUUGAGGAACUUUUUCCAUCACUUUCACUCCAAACGUGGCAUGUGGAGGCAAACGUCGCCCAGCCACAUGUGACCUUGUCACCUGCUCACUGCACCAUGGCCACGGUUGCCGAGGUUACACAGCAACCAGAGAACGUUAAGGCCGGAGCCUGUUUUCUACUAUAUGACAGUGAUACCUGCUGACCAACAGAAUAGACUUGGAUACAGUCUCGGCUUUCUGCAAAAAGAUGAUCGUCGGUAACAAAUUACUACUGAUUUGUAUAUAGUUUGUUUUACUGGUUGUACGGUUGACUGGUGCCAGAGUAAUGAUUGAUGCAAGCCUUUGACAUUGUGAUUUUGGGAAUAAAGGUACAGCCAUGUAUCAUGUCCCAGAGGGACACCAUGGUGAGCUGCAUUGUUUGCAUAAAGGGACAGAACGGAUCCAAAGAAAAGUCUUAAAUUACACCCCCAAAGAUGUAUUCACACAAGUAUCCUAUAUCAUAAGGAUCACCACUUUUGCACAUGAUUUUUAACUGGAGCGAAAAUCUUUUACGUUGUUUUGUUAAAUACACUCCAGAUUGGGUAUAAGGUAAACACAGCCCUUGUGAGAAAUGUAAGAAUACGUGUUCAAGAAUUGGAGCCUGGUCGGGGUUAUCAAAA
Gasterosteus aculeatus aculeatus (three-spined stickleback) is the source of this 2024-nucleotide messenger RNA. NCBI's taxonomy places the organism in Eukaryota, Metazoa, Chordata, Actinopteri, Perciformes, Gasterosteidae. The record is from RefSeq and is a predicted model, not a curated record.